AUGGUGUUCUCAAAAUCGAUCCUGGGGCUUAGCGCCUUGACCUCCUUGGUCUCUACAUGUGCUUGCGUUGAUAUCAUUGUUAGUUCGACUGGUGGGAACGUGACGAAUGGCCACCAGUAUGGAUUCCUACACGAGGAUAUCAAUUACUCGGGCGACGGCGGCCUCUACGCUGAGCUGAUCCGCAACCGGGCCUUUCAAUCCAGUCAACGCUUUCCUGCCACACUGGAGGGGUGGCAUCCGAUCAACGACGCCAAACUGUCGCUGAAGAACCUCACCGUGCCACUGUCCGAGAGCCUAACCACCUCAAUGAAUGUCGCCACUACUACUGGACAGGGCAACCUAGGCUUCUACAACGAUGGAUAUUGGGGAAUAGACGUCAAGGCCAGCAAUACGUAUCGCGGAUCAUUCUGGGUCAAGGGCGCCUAUGCCAGUCGAUCUUUUGUCGUUUCGCUACAGUCUCGGACUACAGGCGAGUUGCAUGUGGCCGCAGAAGUCGAAUCGAGAUCGGUUUCCAGCCAGUGGACGGAGCACAAGUUUGAGCUAACACCGCUUAGAGACGCGCCGGACGCCAACAACACCUUCGCUGUUGUAUUUGACGCCUCAGGCGCGGAGGAAGGCUCUCUUGAUUUCAACUUGAUUAGCCUAUUUCCCCCUACGUAUAAGGGUCGACAGAAUGGUAUGCGAGUCGACAUCGCCGAAGCACUGGAACAGCUACACCCGACUCUUAUCCGCAUACCGGGAGGAAAUAUGCUCGAAGGAUCGACUAAGAACUCAUGGUGGGAUUGGAAAAACACCAUCGGUUCCCUAAGGAACCGACCGGGGUUUCCGGGCGUGUGGGGCUACCAGCAAACGAAUGGCCUGGGUCUGGUGGAGUAUCUGGAGUUUGCGGAGGACCUUGAGAUGGAAAUCGUUCUCGCUGUUUACGGCGGUCUGUCCCUCAACGGGGACACCGUACCAAAGGACCAGUUGCAGGGCUUUAUCGACGACGCGCUGGACCAGAUCGAAUUCGUCCGUGGGCCGGUGGAUUCGAAAUGGGGUGCUAUUCGUGCAGAGCUAGGCCACCCAGAGCCGUGGAAACUUCGGUAUGUUGAAAUCGGGAACGAGGACUGGCUUGCUGGAGCGCCUGGGGGAUGGCAGACAUAUAAGGACUAUCGGUUUCCCAUGUUUCUCGAGGCCAUAAACGACGCGUAUCCCGAUAUCCAAGUCAUUUCUUCGGGGUCGGUAUUCGACGGUUACGACAUCCCUCAACCUGGAGCCGGGGACUAUCAUAUAUAUGCAGAGCCGGACACACUCGUUGCCGAGUUUGGGAAAUUUGACAACACCAACAUAUCCCAUAUCAUCGGCGAAAUGGCCGCCAUCCACCCAAACGGCGGCAGCGGUUGGAACGGCCCACAGAUGCCAUUUCCCUGGUGGGGGGGCGCCGUCGGAGAGGCUGUCGCGCUGAUCAGCUACGAACGUAACCAGGAUAGAAUCAUCGGGGCGGCAUAUGCGCCAAUCAUUCGAAAUCUGAACCGUUGGCAGUGGGAGAUAACCAUGAUACAAUUUACUGCCGACACGGUUAUUCGGUCGACGUCUUGGUAUGUCUGGGAGCUCAUAGCAGACCAUAUCAUGACAGAGACCCUGCCCGCGAGCUCUGACUUUGACCCGCUCUACUACGUCGCGGGUAGGAAUAAUAAAACGGGCGACUAUAUAUUUAAAGCGGCCGUGUAUAACUCGACGGGCGGCGCCGACGUCCCCAUCAAGCUCGCAUUCGAGGGUAUCGAGCCGGGAGCAACGGCGAAGUUGACUGUCCUGACAGGGCCCGAGAACCCGUAUGGCAUCAACGAUCCCUCCACCGGCGUAAACGUCGUGAAGACAAACAGGACGACCGUCCGGGCAGGCGAGAGCGGUAGCUUCGAAUUUUCAUUGCCCGACUUGAGCGUCGCAGUCUUGGAGACGAGAUCGCCUUAG
Messenger RNA from Durotheca rogersii, 1950 nucleotides. RefSeq names its product glycoside hydrolase family 51 protein. NCBI's taxonomy places the organism in Eukaryota, Fungi, Ascomycota, Sordariomycetes, Xylariales, Xylariaceae. Gene Ontology annotation, biological process: L-arabinose metabolic process. The record is from RefSeq and is a predicted model, not a curated record. Gene Ontology annotation, molecular function: alpha-L-arabinofuranosidase activity. The transcript is spliced from 10 exons. The coding region runs from base 1 to 1950 and encodes 649 amino acids.